Messenger RNA from Acomys russatus (golden spiny mouse), 3245 nucleotides. It is a transcript of the gene Arhgap6, whose product is annotated as Rho GTPase activating protein 6. Gene Ontology annotation, molecular function: phospholipase activator activity; phospholipase binding. The coding region runs from base 209 to 3163 and encodes 984 amino acids. The record is from RefSeq and is a predicted model, not a curated record. The transcript is spliced from 13 exons. Gene Ontology annotation, biological process: signal transduction. Lineage: Eukaryota; Metazoa; Chordata; Mammalia; Rodentia; Muridae.
UGGAGCUCCUGUUUCUGUCUCCGCAGGGACAUUUAGAGCGCUCUGGUGGCGCGUGAACAGGGCACACAGCUUUCCACAGUCCUCUGCGAGACCCGCUUGGCAGCUUUCUCCGAGCCUACUCAGGCCACUUGUUUUCUCAGGGCAGAGCCUCCAGCGAUCUAGGAGGGAAAAGAGAAGAAAGUGGCCCUCGGACCCAGCCCCUGCCGAGAUGUCGGCACAGAGCCUGCUGCACAGUGUCUUCUCCUGCUCUUCGUCCGCGUCGGGCGGUACGGCCUCAGCCAAGGGAUUCUCCAAAAGGAAGCUGCGCCAGACGCGCAGCCUGGACCCAGCCCUGAUCGGUGGCUGCGGGAGCGAAAUGGGCACAGAAGGCGGCUUGCGGGGCUCCACAGUAAGCCGCCUUCACUCUCCGCAGCACCUAGCUGAGGGUCUUGGUUCUCGUUCGGCAUCUUCUCCCCGGAGUCAGCACCCUCGGGCUACCCGGUUCCCGACACCCAGACCUCUGUGCUCCUCUUUCUCCACGCCCAGUACCCCUCAAGAAAAGUCGCCUUCUGGCAGCUUCCACUUUGACUAUGAUGUCCCGCUGAGUCGCAGUCUCAAGAAAAGCAUGGUCUGGGACCUGCCUUCCGUCCUGGCUGGGUCGUCGAGUAGCCGCAGUCCAGCAAGCAUCCUCUGUUCCUCCGGGGGAGGCCCCAAUGGCAUCUUUGCUUCUCCUAGGAGAUGGCUCCAGCAGAAGAAGUUCCAGCCCCCACCGAACAGUCGCAGCCACCCUUACAUCGUGUGGAGGUCUGAGGGUGACUUCACCUGGAACAGCAUGUCUGGCCGCAGCGUGCGCCUGAGGUCAGUCCCCAUCCAGAGCCUCUCAGAGCUGGAGCGGGCACGACUGCAGGAAGUGGCUUUUUAUCAGUUGCAGCAGGACUGUGACCUGGGCUGUCAGAUCACCAUCCCCAAAGAUGGACAAAAGAGAAAGAAAUCCUUGAGAAAGAAACUGGAUUCACUAGGGAAGGAAAAGAACAAAGACAAAGAAUUCAUCCCACAGGCAUUUGGAAUGCCCUUAUCCCAAGUCAUUGCUAAUGACCGGGCAUAUAAACUAAAGCAAGACUUGCAGAGGGAGGAACAGAAGGAUGCAUCGGAUUUUGUGUCUUCUCUCCUCCCAUUUGGGAAUAAAAGACAAAACAAAGAACUCUCAAGCAGUAACUCAUCUCUCAGCUCAACCUCAGAAACACCAAAUGAGUCCACAUCCCCGAACACUCCCGAACCAGCUCCUCGGGCCAGGAGAAGGGGUGCCAUGUCAGUGGAUUCCAUCACCGAUCUGGAUGACAACCAGUCUCGACUCCUAGAAGCUUUACAGCUCUCCUUGCCUGCUGAGGCUCAGAAUAAAAAAGAAAAGGCCAGAGAUAAGAAGCUGAGUCUGAAUCCUAUUUACAGACAGGUCCCCAGGCUGGUGGACAGCUGCUGCCAGCAUCUAGAAAAACAUGGUCUCCAGACAGUGGGGAUAUUCCGAGUUGGAAGCUCAAAAAAGAGAGUAAGACAAUUGCGUGAGGAAUUUGACCGUGGGAUUGACGUCUGUCUGGAAGAAGAGCACAGUGUUCAUGAUGUGGCAGCCUUAUUAAAGGAGUUCCUCAGGGACAUGCCUGAUCCCCUUCUCACCAGGGAGCUGUACACAGCAUUUAUCAACACUCUCUUGUUGGAGCCUGAGGAACAACUGGGCACCUUGCAACUCCUCAUCUACCUUCUACCUCCCUGCAACUGUGACACCCUCCACCGCCUCCUACAGUUCCUUUCCAUUGUGGCCAGGCAUGCAGAUGAUAAUGUCAGCAAAGAUGGACAAGAGGUCACUGGGAACAAAAUGACAUCUCUGAACUUAGCCACCAUAUUUGGACCCAACCUGCUCCACAAGCAGAAGUCAUCAGACAAAGAAUAUUCUGUCCAGAGCUCAGCCAGAGCUGAAGAGAGCACAGCCAUUAUAGCUGUGGUACAGAAGAUGAUUGAAAAUUAUGAAGCCUUGUUCAUGGUUCCCCCAGAUCUCCAGAAUGAAGUGCUGAUCAGCCUUCUGGAGACAGAUCCAGAUGUUGUGGACUACUUGCUCAGAAGAAAGGCUUCCCAAUCCUCGAGCCCUGACAUGCUACAGUCCGAAGUUUCCUUUUCCAUGGGAGGGAGGCAUUCAUCUACAGACUCCAACAAGGCCUCCAGUGGAGACAUCUCCCCUUAUGACAACAACUCCCCAGUGCUGUCUGAGCGCUCCCUGCUGGCUAUGCAAGAGGACAGGGCCCGGGAGGGCUCAGCGAAGCUUUAUAAAGGGCCAGAGCAGUUUACACUGGUGGGCCACUUGCCAUCGCCAAAGUCGAAGUCAAGAGAAAGUUCUCCUGGACCAAGGCUUGGAAAAGAUAUGUCAGAGGAGCCUUUCAAUAUCUGGGGAACUUGGCAUUCAACAUUAAAAAGUGGAUCCAAAGACCCAGGAAUGACAGGUUCCUAUGGUGACAUUUUCGAAAGCAGCUCCCUCCGACCAAGGCCCUGUUCCCUUUCUCAAGGGAACCUAUCCCUGAAUUGGCCUCGGUGUCCAGGGAGCCCCACUGGGCCGGACAGUGGCACUCAGGUAAUGUGGAGGACUCCGACAGCGACCACUGUGGAGCAGAGCAGUGUCCACCUUCCGGUGUCACGUGUCUGCAGCACUCCCCACAUUCUGGGCAGUGGCAGGGAGGCUAAGUGGCCUGCAGCCAGGUCUGAGCCAUACUUGUCCUUAAACAGCACGGAAGACCUGGCAGAAGGCAAGGUGGAUGUGGCCUGCCUACAAAGCCGGGCCCAGCGUGUGUACCAGAGACCUAAGGAGAGUGGCAGAGAUGACAGGCGACCCCCUCCUCCUUACCCGGGGUCAGGGAAGCCUGCCAUGACAUCCAGCCAGCAGCCACUGGAAUCUCACCUAUGGAGGCUCCAGAGGCAUGAAGAAGGUUUGGGAGCAGCUGCAGAAGAAGGAGGCCAUCAGGCCUCAGGAGAGCAUCCAGCCAGGCAAAAAAAACUGAGCAGCACCUACUCCCUCUCAGCCAGUGAGCAGGACAGGCAGAACUCUGGGGAGGCCAGCUGGCUCGACUGGCAGCGAGAGCGGUGGCAGAUCUGGGAGCUCCUGUCAACUGACAACCCCGACGCCCUCCCGGAAACCCUGGUAUGAGCCCGCCAGCAGCUGGAGCCCACCCGCCCAAAAAAACAUCCUCUUCCGGCCCAGACCCGGAAAACUUGCCAAUGGACAAUUG